AUGGCAACCAUCAAAACCCGCAUCUGCAUGAUCUCAGACACUCAUACAAGCACUCCCCAUCCACCUCAAAGAACCGACCAUGCCUACCGCUACCCCCUCCCAAAAGCAAACAUCCUCCUCCACGCCGGCGACCUCACGAAAGUGGGGUACCGCGUCGAACACGAAGCAAUGAUCUCCAUGCUCACCUCCGCCGACGCAGAACUCAAACUCGUAAUAGCAGGAAACCACGACAUAACCCUCGACGAAGAGUACUUCACGUCCUUCGGUUACACCCGUCACCAACGUCCAGAACAACUAGGCGAACAAUCUAUCCUAUUAUCAGAUGAUUCCGACCUCCAAACCACCCUCCAGACCUCGGCCCCAAACAAAGACUCCCUAAAAGCCUAUGCUCGCUCUAUAAAAUCCCUCUGGACAAGCGAAGCAGCCCGAAAAGCAGGAAUUAUCUACCUAGAAGAAGGAACUCACUCCUUCACCCUCUCAACUGGAGCGUCAUUCACUAUCUACGCUUCACCCUACCAACCGGAAUUCUAUAACUGGGCUUUUGCAUACCCCCGCACUCAAGACCGCUAUAAUCCUGCCCCUGCUACGUACCCGCAGCCUGAAAACCCAACUCCGGAUUACCCUGCUAUCGAUAUAAUGUUAACGCACGGCCCGCCCGUCGGAGUCCUGGAUCAGGUCCCGCCUGAUCUAAAUGUUGGCUGUGAGCAUCUCCUCCGUGCGGUGCAACGUGCAAAGCCGCGUCUGCAUCUCUUCGGUCAUAUUCAUGAAGGGUGGGGUGCGCAGCGGGGAGUGUGGGAUGAUGAGGUGGAUGGUGGUGUUAAGCUUGAGACUGUGUCGACGGAUAUGGAGGAUAUGUUGGAGAAUCGGGGGGCGUUUUUUGAUGUUAGUUCUGGGGCGGAGAAGCCGUUGAGGGUUGGGGAGGAGACGCUCUUUGUUAAUGGGAGUAUUAUGACGGUUAAUUAUGAGGCGAGGAAUGCGCCUUGGGUGGUGGAUUUGGAACUUCCUGUUGCCGGGAAAUAA
This is a messenger RNA of Penicillium coprophilum, 1020 nucleotides long. Its product is annotated as metallophosphatase domain-containing protein. Gene Ontology annotation, molecular function: hydrolase activity. The coding region runs from base 1 to 1020 and encodes 339 amino acids. The record is from RefSeq and is a predicted model, not a curated record. Lineage: Eukaryota; Fungi; Ascomycota; Eurotiomycetes; Eurotiales; Aspergillaceae. The transcript has a single exon.